Molecule: messenger RNA, 2078 nt
Organism: Melanotaenia boesemani (Boeseman's rainbowfish)
Lineage: Eukaryota; Metazoa; Chordata; Actinopteri; Atheriniformes; Melanotaeniidae
Gene: eri1
Product: exoribonuclease 1
Exons: 7
Coding region: 305-1330 (341 amino acids)
Biological process (GO): exonucleolytic trimming to generate mature 3'-end of 5.8S rRNA from tricistronic rRNA transcript (SSU-rRNA, 5.8S rRNA, LSU-rRNA)
Cellular component (GO): nucleolus; cytoplasm
Molecular function (GO): 3'-5'-RNA exonuclease activity; nucleic acid binding
Source: RefSeq, a predicted model, not a curated record
CCGUCUUAACUGUCCAGCUUUAUAAAAGAAAGUUUAAUAUCUAUCCGGAGGUUAGCUUCCAGGCGUUUGAGUUGUAACUUAAUGAAAUGAAAAUAUUGGGAUAAAUCUAAAAUUUACAUGGUUAAUCUAACAUACGCAUUUCUUUUUUACUUGGUGUUUUUAAGCUGUAAGGAAUAAGUAAAUAAGGAGGAGGAAUGUUGGUCGUCUUGUUUGCUAAUAGCACGUUUAGCUAAUUCACCAGUAUUUACAUAGAUGCGCUGUGUUUGAAGUAGCUGUCUAUUUUUUCUUAAAAGAUUUAAUCUAAAUGGAAGAAAUCAAGGAGAAUAUUCAUACCAAGGACGUCAACGUGAAGAUGUCUAACGAAAAAGAAGAUAAAAAGGAAAAACCUUGCAGCAGAAUAUGUCCUGCGGAAGAAUCUGCUUCAGAGGUUCCCCCAUCUCAGUCAAAUGGUGACUUCAGUCAUCCAGUUUAUAAAGAGAUAGCUUUGGCCAAUGGACACAUUAACCGCAUGUCCAGAGAUGAGCUGAGAAUCAAAUUAGCAGAGCUGAAGCUUGACACGAGAGGAGUGAAGGAUGUAAUGAAGAAGAGGUUGAAGAACCACUACAAGAAGCAGAAGUUGAUGCAGUCUGCAGCAGAGGGAGGGCCCACUGACACCUAUUAUGACUAUAUCUGUGUGGUGGACUUUGAAGCAACUUGUGAAGAGGAAAAUCCCACAGGCUUCCUUCAUGAAAUUAUAGAGUUCCCCAUGGUCCUCAUCAACACGCACACCUUAGAGAUUGUGGACACCUUUCAAGCCUAUGUGAAACCACAGCUGAACCCACAGCUUUCAGACUUCUGCGUGAAGUUAACAGGAAUCACUCAGAAAACUGUGGAUGAAUCGGAUCCAUUUCCAGAAGUCCUACAGCUUGUGGUGGCUUGGCUUCAGGAGCGGGAGCUCGGAACAAAAUACAAAUACGCCAUUUUGACUGAUGGAGCAUGGGAUAUGAGUAAGUUCCUGAACAUCCAGUGUCGGAUUAGCCGGAUCAGAUAUCCUCAGUUUGCAAAGAAGUGGAUCAACAUAAGAAAAUCUUAUGGUAACUUCUACAAGGUGCCCCGCACACAGACAAAGCUGAGCACCAUGCUGGAGAAGCUUGGUAUGAAGUACCAAGGCCGUCCUCACUGUGGGCUGGAUGAUUCGCGCAACAUCGCUAGGAUCGCUAUACGGAUGCUUCAGGAUGGAUGCCAGCUGCGCGCCAAUGAGCGCAUGCAUGGCGGUCAACUGCUCUCGGUUCCCAGCUCCGCACCAGUGGAAGGAGCUCCACCACCGCAUAAUCCCAGCAGCAGAGACUAGAGCCAGAAACGCAGGCUCAGCUACACCAUCCUCAAAAUCUGUCUUCGCCCCAUGAGUUGCAGGGAAAAAAGCACUUUAAGUGGAGCUUAGAGCUGUAAAUGGGGUCAGUGUUUAGAUUUCAGGUUGUGAGGGUUCCACCCUGACCAUCUACUUUUACACCAGAUGACUAUAAACAAAUCAUUCCUGUGUGUUAAGGGGAGAUCUUCAACAGCUUCUGUUUAAACUACUUAACCGAGCCUUAUUGAGCUGCUAAUAUUCCAGGUGGCCUCUUUUAAAUGGUCCGUGAUGGUAUAACUUCAGUAAAUUGAUUUUAUUCUCACCCUGCAACCCCUGAAUUGAACAAGUGGGUGUAGAAAGUGGAUGGUUUACUCUUGUUUUUAUGUUAAGAUAAAUAAAAAGAUCUGUAGCCUCACCUUCACAACUACAUGACAGCAGUGCUGCUGCAGUGCUCUUUUUACUUCCACAUAAAGCUGUAAUAGGUUUGAAGCAGUUCUGUAGACUUGUGAUUGUAUUGUUAAAUCUUGAGCUUGUGGGGUAACUUCGUAAAUAAUUUUUACAAAAGGAUAACAGACUUGGCAUACCACUGCGAAAAAGAUUUUCCAUGUAAAAUUACAGUGCCAAUUAAACCCAUGUAUGUAGUUUGGUCCGCUUUGGUUUAGAUGUUUAUUCUUUAUGUCAGUGAGGGUGAUCUAUUUUAGCAGAAAUUAUGGCUUUGAAUGCUUAUUUCAAAUAAAAUAUGUUCUCUGUU